AUGAAGCUCUUCGAUCAAUGUCUUCUUCUGGCAGCUGGCGUGUCUGAAGCUCUUGCUAGUCCAGUUGCUUCGAUGGCCGCCCAAACUACGAAGAACCUUAUUGUUUUUGGAGAUUCAUAUUCAACCGUGGGGUUCUGGCCUGGAGGACAACUGCCAUCAGCUUCCAGCCACAUCGGGAACCCCGGACUACCAGGGCAGACGACUUCUGCUGGUCUCAACUGGGUCGGCCAUGUCACGUCAACUCUCAACACAUCAUCGAUCCUCACAUACGACUUUGCUUAUAGCGGAGCGACUGUCGACAAGAAGAUCGUCAACUCAUGGGCACAGUACUCGAUGUCGGAGCAGGUAGACCUCUAUAAGCAAUAUGUGGCGCCUAAGAUUACAAAAGCUGACAGUCUCGUCGCCUUCUGGAUUGGUAUCAACGACGUGGGUGAGGCGUUUUGGAGCAAGAAGAGUGCUCUUGUUACAGAAUGCGUGAACAGAUAUUUUGAGCUCCUGCAGGUUCUUGUCAACGAUGGCUACAGCAAAUUCGUCUUACUGAGUAUCCCUGAUCAGUUCCCCAAGAUAAUAGGUCAGCCGGAAGUUGAUCUGGCUCGCCUAAGAUCUGACAUCAUUUCCUACAACAACGCAGUCAAAUCCAAGGCAGCUAGUUUCAUAUCCUCUCACCCAAAUGUCAAAAUUCAGAUCUUCGAUACGAAGCCCUCAUUUGACCAGGUUGUCAGUAAUUAUGCGGCAUACGGUGCCAAGGAUGCUACUUGCUUCGGCGCAAGUAACUGUCUUUGGGCAGAUGACUACCAUGCCAGCGGUGCUAUCCACAAGCUAUUAGCCCAGAACUUGGUGAAGGCAGUUAAAGGACUUUUUGUGUUUUAG
Messenger RNA from Fusarium subglutinans, 870 nucleotides. RefSeq lists its product as uncharacterized. Bases 1 to 870 code for a protein of 289 amino acids. The transcript is spliced from 3 exons. NCBI's taxonomy places the organism in Eukaryota, Fungi, Ascomycota, Sordariomycetes, Hypocreales, Nectriaceae. The record is from RefSeq and is a predicted model, not a curated record. Gene Ontology annotation, molecular function: hydrolase activity, acting on ester bonds.